This is a messenger RNA of Octodon degus (degu), 420 nucleotides long. Its product is annotated as trafficking protein particle complex subunit 2-like protein. The coding region runs from base 1 to 420 and encodes 139 amino acids. Lineage: Eukaryota; Metazoa; Chordata; Mammalia; Rodentia; Octodontidae. The record is from RefSeq and is a predicted model, not a curated record. Gene Ontology annotation, biological process: endoplasmic reticulum to Golgi vesicle-mediated transport. Gene Ontology annotation, cellular component: cytoplasm; TRAPP complex; nucleus. The transcript has a single exon.
AUGGCAGUGUGCAUCAUGGUGAUUGUGAAGGAGAAUUAUCCUUUCUACGUCCGCAGCAUCCCCGUGGAGAAUGAACUCAAGUUCCACUCCGUGGUGCACACAUCCCUGGACCUGGUGGACGAGAAGAUCUCCGCCAUGGGGAAGGCUCUGGUGGACCAGCGGGGGCUCUGCCCGGGUCUGCUGUACCCAACAGAGGACUACAAGGUAUACGGCUACGUGACCAACUCCAAGGUGAAGUUUGUCACGCUGGUGGACUCCUCAAACACGGCCCAUAGAGACAACGAAAUCUGCAGCAUGUUCUGGAAGCUGCAUAACUCCUACACAGAUGUGACAUGUAACCCCUUCCCCAACCCUGGGGACCGCAUCCGGCCGAGGGUCUUUGACAACAUGGUGACAUCGCUGAUGACUCAGGUGUGCUGA